UCUUCUUGCAGAAUUACAUGUCUAUCAUUUUCAUUUAUUAAUGAUAGUGAUAGACUUGUAUCCUAGUGUAUCACUGAUAGAAGUCUAUCACUAAUACGCUAUGAUACAAGUCUAUCACUGAUAGACACUUUGUCUUCUAGCACUAAUACACUAUUUUUUGCACAUUCUGCAGUAAUUUGGAAUUAUGAUUAAACUUCCCAUAGUAGUGUUUCACAGUGGACAGUGGGAUGAUACAAAUAGUUACUUGAAUUACAAGACUACAGGUGUAUUGGUUGAUGAGAUGAUGUCUUUUGAAAAUUUUGUGAGUUUGAUAUUAAGAGAAGUUCUAUUUGAUGCAUCUCCUUCUUCAAUACAACUGUCAAUUUUAUUGGAUUAUGGUAUCACUAAUAUUCAAACUGUGGUUCAAAUUCAAGAAGAUAAAGAUGUUACUUGGUUUCUAAGUUUAGUUAAAGGGCAAAUUACAAGACAUCCAUUAGUUGCCCAUGCUAUUGCUCAUGUCCCUGAUAUGGAUUUAGAAUGGUCUAGUGUUGUUGACAGUGGGAUGGAUAAUUUGUGUUCUUUGCUGCCUUCUUCUUCCAUUGAUGACGAUUUUCAAAUUCUUACGGAUAUUCAUGUUAGUAGCUUGUCUUCUACAUUUUAUUUGAAAGAAAAGGAUAUGUUUGCUAGCAAGGAAUUACUAUCAAAGUCAUUUUACUACAUUGCUAUAAAGAACAACUUUGAGUUCAAGACUGUGAGAUCAAAUUCUAAAUCUAUUGAGUUUAAGUGCUCCCAAGAUAAUUGUCCAUGGUAUGUUCGUGCAUCUCGUUACAAGGGUGGGGAAUUAUGGCGGCUAAGGAAGUAUAUUGCUAAUCACAAUUGCUCCAUAAAUGUUAUUCAAACUACUCAUAAACAAGCAUCUUCAUCACUGAUUAGUGAUUGUAUUGGAAAAGACUUUAGUUCUUUUGAUCGUUCAACUCCAAAUGAUAUUAUGAUUCACAUGCGUACUAAACUUGGUGUAAAUGUUAGCUACUAUAAAGCGUGGAGGGCAAAGGAACUUGUUAUGAAUUCUUUGAAUGGUGAAGCAAAAGAAUCUUAUGCCUUGAUUCCAAACUUUUUCAUGAAACUAAAAGAAAUUAACCCAGGUUCAUUCACUGCUUAUGAAACUGAUACAGAGGGACAUUUUAAGUACUGUUUUAUGGCUAUUGGAGCAUGCAUUGAAGGAUGGAAAUAUUGUAGGCCCAAUAUAUCAGUUGACGGUACAUUUUUGAAAUCUAAAUAUGGUGGAACUCUUUUGACAGCCUCAACAAUUGAUGGUAAUAAUCAAAUUUUCCCAUUGGCCUUUAGUAUUGUAGAUUCUGAAAAUGAUGCAUCCUGGAGAUGGUUUUUUGAGAAUAUAAAGAAUAGUUUAGGGGAUCGGGAAGAUUUAGUUGUAAUAUCUGAUCGACAUUUAAGUAUCCCAAAAAGUGUUCAUAAUGUUUUUCCAAAUGCUGAAUAUUGCGUUUGUUUGCAACACCUUCUAAAAAGUUUGAAGUUGAUAUAUAAGGACCCUAUAAUUGAUAAGCUCUUCUUUAGAUGUGGAAAAGCAUAUACAGUUGUUGAUUUUGAGACUAAUAUGAGAUGGAUGGAGUCUAUGUAUCCUAGUAUACGAGACUAUCUUAGUAAGGUUAAUUUUGAAAAGUGGGCUCGAGCAUAUUGUACAAGGAAAAGAUAUCAAAUGAUGACUACAAACAUUUCAGAAAGCUUAAAUGCAGUUCUAAAAGAAUCUAGAGAUUUGCCCGUUGCAGCAUUACUCGAUUCUAUCAGACAAAUACUUCAAAAUUGGUUUUAUGAUCGAAGAAAAGUUGCAUGUUGUAUGAGAACUGUUUUAACUAGUUGGGCUGAGGGAGAAUUACGAAUUCAACAUCAAAACUCAAGAAGCUUCACAGUUAAUGCUAUUAAUGAUGUUGAAUUUCAAGUGAUUGAUGGAAGAAAACAAUUUAUUGUACGGUUAGAUUGCAAAUCAUGUACCUGUCGCGUUUGGGAUCUUGAUGAAAUUCCAUGUGCCCACGCUCUUGCUGUUCUUCGUGGGCGUAAUAUGAAUACUUACUCUUUUGUUUCCAAGUAUUUUUUGUCAAGUACUUUGAUUUCAACUUAUACUGGAUCAGUUCGUCCGGUUGGGAACCAUGCCAAUUGGAAAUCUAUUGGGAUUGAGAAUAACAUACUACCUCCAACUUUCAAGCGUCGAGCAGGACGACCGCGAAAACAAAGAAUAUUAUCAAUUGGCGAGAAGAAAAGUCACUCAAGAUGCAGCCAUUGUCAUCGUGCUGGUCACAAUCGUAGAAAUUGCAAAUUUCCACCAUUUUUACAGUGACGUGAUAUUAUGUUUUCUAUAAUAAACUUUUAGCUUUAGCAUAUAGAGCAUUUAUUUUGUGUGUGUAGUAAAUACUUUCUAUUUGUUUGAUUCAAACCGUUCAAUAAUAAUCUACCUUUUUCUCA
This is a messenger RNA of Cucumis melo (muskmelon), 2454 nucleotides long. RefSeq lists its product as uncharacterized. Lineage: Eukaryota; Viridiplantae; Streptophyta; Magnoliopsida; Cucurbitales; Cucurbitaceae. The coding region runs from base 185 to 2329 and encodes 714 amino acids. The record is from RefSeq and is a predicted model, not a curated record. The transcript is spliced from 3 exons. Gene Ontology annotation, molecular function: zinc ion binding.